Peromyscus leucopus (white-footed mouse) is the source of this 2822-nucleotide messenger RNA. It is a transcript of the gene Poln, whose product is annotated as DNA polymerase nu. Gene Ontology annotation, molecular function: DNA binding; DNA-directed DNA polymerase activity. The coding region runs from base 91 to 2685 and encodes 864 amino acids. Lineage: Eukaryota; Metazoa; Chordata; Mammalia; Rodentia; Cricetidae. The record is from RefSeq and is a predicted model, not a curated record. The transcript is spliced from 25 exons. Gene Ontology annotation, biological process: DNA-templated DNA replication; double-strand break repair.
CGCGUGCGCGUCCCGGCACUCCCGUGAGGCACUGCGACGCGCGCUGUUGGAGGCAGCCGGGAACGCCGGCAGGAGCCGCCUCAGGACUUUAUGAAAAUGGAAAAUUAUGAGGCAUGUGUAGGUUUUGAUCUCUGUGGGACACCCCUCUCCACUGUUGCCCAGAAGAUUAUGUGUGCUAUACGUUCAGGUGAUUUCAUGGAGUCUAAGAAUGAGGGAGAGAGUACAAAGACUUCAAAGGUGACCAAAAAAUCCAGUGUUCAUUAUUCAGUAUUACCUAAACAUGAGAGGACUCAAUCACUAGAAGCAAAGAAUUCUAAGUCAUUAAUAACCCAGACACCAAGAGGAUCCAUAGAGUUCUCUCCUCCGUCCUCCAUUACUAAGCUUACAAGUCAGCUCUCUGUUGGUCAAAUACAGAGCAGUUCAUUGGCUCUUCCCAGUUAUUUAAUUCCGCAGAGUGACCAGGAAGCUCCAGUCUUACAGAAAAUGGAGCGUAUGAGAAAGCACUUCCUAGAGGAAAAUACAGCUAAAGAGGAUGAGGAGAGCUUGACUCUUAAAAGAAAAUGUAUUACAUGUAGUAAUUCCCCAGAAAAAGCAAGUAAACACAUAGCACUGGAAGAAGAUACCGACGGGGCUGAAACCUGGCUAAACUCUAAGGACACGAGAGUGUUUGGAAAACAGCUCUGUGAUGUCAGAUAUUUGGAUGAUUUGGCAAAAGGCCAGCUAAUGGAUGUGCUCAAGCAGGCAGAAGCCCUGGUUGUGACACUGAUGUAUAAGGAUGGUUCCACACAGCUCAGAGCCAACCAGACUUUAACUUGUCCUGUUAAAGGAAUUGUAGUGUUACUAAAAAACCAUUUGGACAUCAGUCCUCUGAUUUCCCCAGCCGGAGGUAGUGCUCUGGGAGAGGUCUCCACAUCCACAGAUCACUGUAUCUACAUACAUACGGAGCACUUCCCUUCGUGGGGCCUAAAGAAAGAGGCACACAGUGUAUUUGUCAGGAACAUGCUGUUUUGGACACUUAGAUGUAAAUGCCCUGUUGUUUGUUUUAAUGCCAAGGACUUUGUGAGAACAGUACUUCAAUUCUUUGAUGAAGAUGAUAGUUGGAAGCAUGUUGCAGGUUUUGUAGGACUAGACCCCAGAGUUGCUGCAUGGCUCAUAGAUCCUAGUGACACUGCACCUUCAUUUGAAGAUUUAGUGGCCAAACACCUAGAAAAGCCCAUCAUAGUCAAACCAAGCAGUGCAUUUGGUGAUACCUCAAGAAAUAUUGUGAGUCAGAAUGUGUGUGUGAACCUGAGGAUACUCUACGACCUCACGAUGGACCUCUGUUCCAAGUUGAAGGCUUAUGGCUUAUGGCAACUAUAUUGUACUUUGGAACUUCCUUUGAUACCAAUUUUGGCAGUGAUGGAAAACCAUAAGAUUCCAGUUGACAAAGAAGAAAUGGAAAGGACUUCGGCACUCCUUGGGGCUCAUCUCAAGGAACUGGAGCAAGAAGCCCAUUUUGUUGCAGGAGAACAGUUUCUCAUAAUGAGUAAUAAUCAACUUCGUGAGAUCCUCUUUGGCAAGUUGAAGCUGCACCUAUUGAGUCAGAGGAAGCAUCUUCCCAGAACUGGGCUGCAGAACCAGCUGUCCACAUCAGAGACCAUGUUAAAUUCUCUACAAGAUCUUCACCCAUUACCCAAGAUAAUUUUGGAAUAUAGACAGGUUCACAAGAUCAAGUCAACUUUUGUAGAUGGAUUACUAGCUUAUAUGAAAAAGGGCUCCAUCUCUUCUACGUGGAAUCAGACCGGAACUGUGACGGGGAGACUUUCAGCCAAGCAUCCUAAUAUCCAAGGUAUCUCCAAGCAUCCAAUUCAGAUUUCUAAGCCUCGGGAUUUUAAAGGUAAAGAAGAGGAGACUGUCACCAUCUCCCCAAGAACCCUAUUUGUUUCGUCUGAAGGCCACACCUUCCUGGCAGCAGACUUUUCACAGAUUGAAUUGCGCAUUCUUGCACAUUUAUCUGGGGAUCCAGAGCUUUUGAAGUUAUUCCAGGAAUCUGAAAGAGAUGAUGUAUUUUCUACCCUGACUUCACAGUGGAAGGACAUUCCCAUGGAGCAUGUGACACACAGGGACAGAGAACAGACCAAGAAAGUGGUGUACUCCGUGGUCUAUGGAGCAGGGAAAGAGCGGCUUGCUGCUUGCCUUGGAGUCACUGUUCUGGAAGCCACCCACUUUUUGGAGAGAUUUUUGCAGAAGUACAAGAAAAUCAAGGACUUUUCCCAGACAGUUAUUGCCCAGUGUCAUCAUGCAGGCUAUGUGACAUCCAUCUUGGGGAGAAGGAGGCCUCUACCAAGGAUCUGUGCACAGGACCAGAAGCUACGGGCACAAGCAGAGCGACAGGCAGUAAACUUUGUGGUCCAAGGUUCAGCCGCAGACCUCUGUAAGCUGGCCAUGAUCCGCAUCUUUGCUGCAGUGGCCACGUCCCCAACCCUGACAGCCAGGUUAAUUGCCCAAAUUCAUGAUGAGCUGCUGUUUGAAGUAGAAGAUACUCAGAUCCCUGAGUUUGCAGCUCUUGUCAGAAGGAUCAUGGAGUCCUUGCAACAGGUACAGACCCUGGAACUGCAGCUGCAGGUACCCCUAAAGGUGAAUUUGAGUGUCGGCCGCUCAUGGGGACACCUGGCCCCACUGCAGGAGACCCUGGACUCAGCCUGAGCCACAGCAAAUCUCCCUGCAACAGCCCAUCUAGCAUGAGCUCCCCCUUCAGUACCAAGCCCCAUCAAGUACAUUUUUUCAUCUUAAGUUUGUCCAUCCCUGGGCAACAGUGGGAGGAGACAGCUGGUUUCCACCAA